AUGGCAAAAUUCAACGUUGAUCGGGUAUUUCGCUACCUGAUGGAAGGAAACAUAAACGCAGCGCACAGUACGCUAGCAGAAGUUGAAGACUUAUCUUCAGAUGAAAAACAAGAAGCUUUGGAUCUUGCCCUGAUCCGAGCAUCUAAGUUUGGUGAUGCCGAAAUUGUAAAAGCAAUGAUUGGAAGCGGGGCAAACGUUAAAGCAGAAGACUUCGAUAAGCGAGCCCCGUUGUAUUGGGCUUCGGAAAACGGCUACCUUGACGUUGUGAAGGUUCUGGUUGACAAAGGAGCCUGUUUGGACGCUAUAGACCUUCAUGCGGUAUGUUGA
Messenger RNA from Enterobius vermicularis (human pinworm), 327 nucleotides. NCBI's taxonomy places the organism in Eukaryota, Metazoa, Nematoda, Chromadorea, Rhabditida, Oxyuridae. The record is from the annotation of a GenBank genome assembly.